GCGGCGGCACGUGACCUACAUUCUAUUCCAAGGCACCGACUGUAGCAGCAGCUGUUGUCAAUGCCUUGUUUUCUAGUUCCAUCCGCCAGCGCUGAGUUAGAACACUGAUAUGUAAAUGGAACUUGGGGCACAAUAAGCCACAUUUUAAAUGCAACCUGAAGGAGUCACAGGAACAAUCUUCGUGGACAGUUGUCCUGCGUUUCACACUUUUGGACCCCAACCCAAGUGGUAAACCCAUUUUACGUCACCCCCGCACACACGCCUCUUACAAACCACUCGAACCUUUUCCAAAACAAUACUCACUCCGACUACACAGGCACAUUCUGAACUUUUCCCUGACCUCUUCUAUAAAAAACAGAACACUGGUUGCCACCCACUGACACCGGUUCUGUGACUGGUGCCUAGGUCCCAGCCCGCAGUGGGAAAGCACUAUACACUGAAAUACUUUAUCAGGCAAGCCGCCGGCAGUGCCGCCUCGCUGCCUCGCUGCUUCCACGCUGCAGGUCCCCUCGUGGAGAAAAUCCAGUCCCAGUCCCCCUGAUGCACACGGAGAGGUGGUCCACGCUCGGGGCGCCCCGGGCAGAAGUCACCGCGGCCAUGCGCCCACGGCCGGCACCAGGGACCGCGGAACCCUGGGUGUUCCUCGAGUGAGGUUAGUCUUCAGCGAAACCCUAAGCGGGAGGGAGAGAGUUUUUUUCGACCUUUUCUCCCCCGAAGACUUCAAAGUUCCUUUAGGAUUGUGGUGCCCGCUCCUGGGAUCACCUGUCUCCUGGCCACUCCUCAAAAAGAGGAACCCACAGCCCCAAGCCAUUGCUGAAGAUCCGGGUGUGCAACCUCCUCUAAGGUGAUGUCGGGACAGCUCAGGCACACGAGGGCCACGCGGGCAGCCGAGCGCGCAGAGGCGGCUCCGGCGGCUGCCCGUCUCCCCGCGGGCCUCCGCUGCGCCCGCCUGGUGCGCCUCGCCUGGGGCGGCGUCCCCCGCGCCUCCGCUCCGGGCAGGUGGGAGGGAUCGAGCUGCCUUUCCUUUCACUUUCUCCUGCCGCCGGGCCCGAACUACAGUUCCCACCGCGCCGCGAGGCAAGAGGAAGAAGGGGCGCCGAGGGCUGAGGAGGAAAACCGGGAGAGAAAGGGUCGCCGCCUGCUCGCCCGCGGAGGUGAGGGAGCCGGACCGGCCCGCAGCAGGUCUAUUCCAGGUGCGAGCGCCAUGCAGCUCUCCGGCUCAGCCAGGACAGCUGAGGAGGACUUCGACUACUUGUUCAAGAUCAUUCUCAUCGGGGACUCGAACGUGGGGAAGACGUGCGUGGUGCAGCACUUCAAAUCCGGGGUCUACACGGAGUCGCGGCAGAACACCAUCGGGGUGGACUUCACCGUGCGCUCCCUUGAGGUGGACGGCAAGAGAGUGAAGGUGUGGGACACGGCCGGCCAGGAGCGCUUCCGCACCAUCACACAGAGCUACUACCGCAGCGCGCACGCGGCCAUCAUCGCCUACGACCUCACGCGGCGGGCCACCUUCGAGUCGGUCCCUCACUGGAUCCACGAGAUAGAAAAGUACGGAGCGGCUAACCUGGUCAUCAUGCUGAUCGGAAACAAGUCGGACAGGUGGGAAGAGCGGCACGUGCUGUUUGAGGAGGCCUGCACGCUGGCCGAGAAACACGGCCUCCUCGCCGUGCUGGAGACGUCUGCCAAGGAGUCCAGGAACAUAGACGAGGUCUUCGUGCUGAUGGCCAAGGAGCUGAUUGCCCGCAACAGCCUGCACCUGUAUGGGGAGAGCGCCCUGAACAGCCUGCCCCUGGACUCCAGCCCGGUUCUCGUGGCACAGAGGCCCAGUGAAAAGACCCACUGCACCUGCUGAACCCAUGCCAGGCCGUCUCUGGAGCCCAGGAGCCCAGAGCCUCCUUCUUGUCUCCUGAUCGCUCCUUCCUGGACGAGCAGCACUUUUGCCUGAACUGCCAGCCCAGGCCACAGGCGCCAAGUCUAACCAAAGGGGACACUGCUGGAACCCGGGCGCCGGGCAGGGGCGGGAGGGUGGGGCUGGCCCUCCCCUCUCCCUGCUCUGUCUCCUGGCUCCUCCACUGCUCUCAGCUGGAUUCUGCUUCUCACUUGCAGAGCAGCCGCGCUGGGGGGUGUCUGGAGCAGUUUGACGAAGCCUGGGCAGGAGGGCUGGGGACGCUGGCAGUGGGAACCCCAAUGCCGUCACCGCGGGCCCGAUGUCCCCACCUCAGGGCUUCAGCGGCGGGAGCAAAGCCUGCUGACGCGAACACCAGGGACCUCUGAGGGGUGGACUUGGAUGCCCCCGGUCCUGGCUGGGCUGGGAUGUGGGGGCCCUGCAGACGCCUUCUGGAACAUUACUCACUUGAAGUACAUGGCUGCCUCAUGAACGAUUAUGAGGCCCUUACUGGGCUUCCCCGAUGUGGCCCUGGGGCCGGGGUGACCCCAGACUACUGCCCCGGGCGGCUCGCGGGGGUGGACGAUGCUCACUGGCAGCGGGGACUCCUGGGAGCGUGGCACCAGUCAGCCACUGAGCUCUCUGUCCGUCAGCGGUCACGCCAGGCCUCCUGGGGGUGGGCGAGCCCUCCCAGGGGUCCUGUCCCGCAACAGGGGGCGCUCAGUCCCUACUCUCCCCUGCUGCCGCCCUGCUGCUUGGGCGGGCGUCUCAAGGCCCAGACCACGACAGUGAGGGGGCACCAGGCGCCACCACCCCAGCCCUCCUGCGGGUCAGAGAGGAAUCCACUCUCCAGUCUCCCCUCUGUGCUCCGUACACAAGUCCUGGUGCCUCGGGAGCCCCCGGGCCCCGAGGGUCCAUCCCGAGCUACAACACCUGCAGGGGAGCGCUUUCACUUUCUGAUUCAAGGUCCCUUUUAGGGACUCCUUGCCGUGCAGCUGAGUCUCCGGUGCUUGUCAGCUAGCUCUGUUCCCAAAAACCAGAGCAGCCAAUCCCAGGACACAUGGUCAGGACCAGGCCCCAGCCUAGUGAAUGGCCUGCCAGGUUCCCCUCUGUGGUUAGGGGAAGCAGCUGGGACCCCAGCCUCUGGGAUCAGUGAGCUGCUUUCCUGCCUCUCCACCCCCAGCAAUGGGAGAUCCCAGGCCAGGAGCCUGCAUCGUGGCACAGCCAAUAAUAGUCCCCCCACCCCCACACACCCCCAUUCCCCACUUCCUGCAACACCAGCGUCCCAUAUGGGCACUGAUCGAGACCCGAGACCCGGCUGCUCCACUUCCGAUCCGGCUCCCUGCUAUGCACCUGGGGAAGCAGCAGAAGAUGGCCUUAGUGUUUGGGCCCUGCACCCACACGGGAGACCCAGAAGUGGCUCCUGACUCCUGGCUUUGGCCUGGCCCAGCCCCAGCCAUUGUGGCCAUUUGGGGAGCAAGCCAGCAGAUGGAAGAUCCUCUCUCUCUCCCCCCUCUCUCUCUCUCUCUCUCUGCUUCUCUGUAACUCUUCAAGUAAAUAAAUAAAUGUUUAAAAAAAGGAAGUAAGUAUGUGUGAGUCCAUCAGCUUCAUGCUCUCCCUCUGUGACUGCUCCUGCUGGUCAGGUUUCUUUGAUCUUCCAGCAACAAUGAUUUUUAGGGUUUUUCUAUUUCUGAAAAAAAAAAAAUCUUGAUUAUGACUGCAUUAAAUCUGUAGCUCACUGGGUAUUCUUGACAUCUUAA
Oryctolagus cuniculus (rabbit) is the source of this 3645-nucleotide messenger RNA. RefSeq names its product RAB19, member RAS oncogene family (gene RAB19). Gene Ontology annotation, molecular function: GTPase activity; GTP binding. NCBI's taxonomy places the organism in Eukaryota, Metazoa, Chordata, Mammalia, Lagomorpha, Leporidae. The record is from RefSeq and is a predicted model, not a curated record.